Molecule: messenger RNA, 758 nt
Organism: Pelmatolapia mariae (spotted tilapia)
Lineage: Eukaryota; Metazoa; Chordata; Actinopteri; Cichliformes; Cichlidae
Gene: asgrl1
Product: asialoglycoprotein receptor-like 1
Exons: 6
Coding region: 1-618 (205 amino acids)
Molecular function (GO): signaling receptor activity
Source: RefSeq, a predicted model, not a curated record
AUGAAGAGGAUUGUGAUUUUUGUUCUCUAUGGCCUGCUGGUGCUGCUGUUGUUGAUUCUGCUGCUGGUAACUGGGAUCAAAUUUUCACAGUUAAGCAGGGAAAUCACAGAUCUCAAACAGUAUCUUGGGAAAACGAACCACAGAGGAACAACAUCAGCUCUCAGUUCAGUUCACAGUGCCGCCUUAGAGGAGCUCACCCCAGUUAGAGGAACAUGCAGCGAAGGCUGGGUGUCUUACCAGAGUAGCUGUUACCUGGUAUCCAUCACCAGUAUAACCUGGAGCAAAGGAGAGGAGCAGUGCAAAGCACACGGAGGACACCUGCUGGUUCUGAACACUGCGGAGGAAUUGGACUACAUUUCCAGAAUUGUUCCAAUCAAGUAUAUCUAUUGGAUCGGACUCGUGGAACGACAUCACGAGGGACAGUGGAGCUGGGUGGACGGAACUGACUACAGGUCAACCCCAACUUUCUGGGAUGAAGGUCAGCCAGACAACUGGGACUACAGAGAGAAUGGAGAGGACUGCGGGCAACUUCAUCCGCCUGAAAGACGUGAACGCAGGUUGUGGAAUGAUGCCGACUGUAACAUCACGUACCGCUACAUCUGUGAGAAAAGGGCAUGAGGAACAGGGGAACUCCCUGAGAUGACAACCCUGCCCCUCCCUCGCCAGCAAAGCAGACCCUUCAUGGCAGGCAGGAGUCCAGAAUGAUGGAAAAGAUGUUACUGAUGCUGAUGUGUCACAGAAAUAGAUGAAACGUGCAU